AUGAGCGUAGCGUUGCUUCGGAGUCGUCCAGAAGGCUCCACGCUGAGGGCAAUUGGGCGCUUUCAAGCUCCAUUGCACGCGCCCCGGACGCCAUUGACUGCUAAAAUUCCUGUCUUGCCUCACUCGCGUUCCUUGCACACCACCUACCGACGUCCACUGCAACGACGUGCCUCCGGUCCCGUACCGAAUGUCGCGUUCCCGAUCCGCUUCAAGUCCGACGAUGUGGCGACAGCUGCUGCUCCCGCAACUCGUUCCAAUACUUUUCGGGUGUUGGCGAAGAUUUUCUCUUACUGUGGUUUCUUCGUCGUCGCCUCUGGUGUUAUUGUCGCCGCAUUCUUCGUCUACGACGCCAGUACAUACCGCGAAACUCCCACUGCGGAGGAUAUCCCUGUCUCUGAGCUAGCUCUCAAUCCACGCCAUGGUGGUCCCAAGAACCUUCCCAUUGCCGAUUUCCUUGUGGGUGACUAUGACUCCGAGUCAAUGCUGGAACAGAAGGAUAAGCCUCGUCUGGUGAUCUUGGGAACUGGUUGGGGUAGCAUUGCGCUGCUCAAGAACCUGAACCCUGGUGAUUAUCAUGUUACUGUUGUUUCCCCGACCAACUACUUUCUGUUUACGCCCAUGCUGCCUUCCGCCACAGUCGGUACUCUGGGCCUUCGCUCUCUUGUUGAACCCGUGCGCCGCAUUAUCGAACGUGUCAAUGGCCAUUUCUUGAAGGCCUCUGCGACAGAUGUCGACUUCUCACAGAAGUUGGUUGAGGUCUCGCAGGUUGAUCAUGAUGGUAACAAGAAGAACUUCUAUCUGCCGUAUGACAAGCUUGUCGUUGGCGUCGGUUGCGUGACGAACCCGCACGGCGUCAAGGGAUUGGAGAACUGCAACUUCUUGAAGACCAUUGAUGAUGCGCGCCAGAUUAAGAACAAGGUUUUGGAGAACAUGGAGUUGGCUUGUCUGCCUACCACUACUGACGAGGAGCGCCGUCGUCUGCUUUCCUUCGUUGUUUGUGGUGGUGGACCGACUGGUGUCGAGUUCGCUGCUGAGCUGUUUGACUUGCUAAACGAGGACCUCCUUUACUCUUUCCCGCGCAUCGUCCGGAAUGAGAUCUCCGUCCAUAUCAUCCAGAGCCGAACCCACAUCUUGAACACUUACGAUGAGGCCCUCUCCAAGUACGCCGAAAGCCGCUUUGCUCGCGACGGCGUCGAGGUCCUGACCAAUGCCCGCGUCAAGGAAGUGCAAAAGGACAAGGUCAUGUUCAGCCAGGUCGAAGAUGGAAAGACUGUUAUCAAGGAGAUCCCCACCGGAUUCUGCUUGUGGUCUACUGGUGUCUCCCGCGCUGAAAUCGCCGAAACUCUCUCCAACAAGCUGGAAGGUCAGAACAACAAGCACGCCCUCGAGACUGAUUCCCACCUCCGUGUAAUCGGUGCGCCUCUCGGCGACGUCUACGCCAUCGGUGACUGCUCCACGGUUCAAAACAACGUCGCCGAAAACAUCAUCCGUUUCCUCCGUACCAUUGCUUGGGAGAAGGGUCGUGAUCCUGAGAAGGUUCACCUCACCUUCUCCGAAUGGCGCGAUGUCGCCAACAGGGUGAAGAAGCGCUUUCCUCAAGCCUCCAACCAUCUCCGCCGUCUUGACCGUCUCUUCGAACAAUACGACAAGGACCACUCCGGUACUCUCGACUACGGCGAGCUUUCCGAGCUCCUCCACCAGAUCGAUACCAAGCUUACUUCUCUUCCCGCCACCGCCCAACGCGCUAACCAGCAGGGUGUGUACCUGGGCCGCAAGUUGACCAAGAUUGCCGCGUCCCUGCCGGGCCUGAAAGCUAACCAGAUUGAUUACGGUGACCUUGACGAGGCAGUCUACCGUGCUUUCAAGUACAAGCAUCUCGGCAGUCUGGCGUACAUCAGUAACGCGGCCAUCUUUGAUUUCGGUGGCAUGAGCUUCAGCGGCGGUGUCAUUGCCAUGUACCUCUGGCGCAGUAUUUACUUCGCCGAGAGUGUCAGCUUCCGAACUCGCUGUAUGUUGGCCAUGGAUUGGGCCAAGCGAGCUCUAUUUGGAAGAGAUCUCAUGAGCUUCUAG
Messenger RNA from Penicillium argentinense, 2070 nucleotides. Its product is annotated as putative NADH-ubiquinone oxidoreductase 64 kDa subunit. Gene Ontology annotation, molecular function: calcium ion binding; NADH dehydrogenase activity. Lineage: Eukaryota; Fungi; Ascomycota; Eurotiomycetes; Eurotiales; Aspergillaceae. The record is from RefSeq and is a predicted model, not a curated record. The transcript has 3 exons. The coding region runs from base 1 to 2070 and encodes 689 amino acids.